CCAGGACGCCACGGGAAAGCGCGCUGAUUGGUUAAAAAUCACCUGGCAACGACGCAACGAAACAACAUCAAAUGCGGCUGACAAAAGAGAUCUAGAGAAAGCAAUUUAUGAGGCUUGAUUACUUCGUAGGUUCAAAACGAACAGAAUACUGGCUUCGAUCGCAACAUUUAUAACAUAUGAUGAUCACAACUAGUCAAAGAAAGCCAUUAGCGGUUUCAAAGAGAGGAACAGGAGGAGAUGGGAUUUAUAUGGACCGAAACGGUAAUACAGAUGUAUUACCUCCAUUGAAACCGUCAACGAAGGGUAAUGUGAAGGCUCACGAAUCGAACGUUUCUGGAGCUUUACCGCUUGUUGGAGGAGUACAAGUACAACAACUAUUUGAAGAAGAAACUAACCAACAAAACAAGGGCAAGAUCGCCAACGAAAUACAGGGUCUUCCAUCUGUCCAUCGGCCAGUAUCUUAUUCUGGAAAUGCAUCCCCUGCGUCAGGAAGGAGAUCUAGCUUGAACGGAUCGGGAACGCUGAAAUCUAGAGGAUUACCCAUGACGCCGGAGCAGGCAAUGAAACAGUUCAUGCACAAGCUAACCAGCUACGAACAUCAUGAGAUCUUUAACUAUCCUCAAAUUUGGUUUGUUGGCCCAAAUGCAAAGAAACGUCAGGGUGUGGUUGGUGGUGCGAAUAACGGAGGCUAUGACGAUGAUCAGGGUUCUUACAUUCAAGUUCCACACGAUCAUAUUGCUUACCGCUACGAAGUUGUUAAGAUUAUCGGUAAGGGAAGCUUCGGGCAGGUUGUGAAAGCUUACGAUCACAAGACUCAAACAAAUGUGGCUUUGAAAAUGGUCCGUAACGAGAAGCGAUUUCACCGACAAGCUCAGGAAGAAAUCAGGAUUCUCGAACAUCUGAAAAAGCAAGACAAAGACAAUGGCCACAAUAUUAUUCACAUGCUAGAACAUUUCAAAUUUCGCGAACACGUUUGCAUGACUUUCGAGUUGUUGAGCAUGAACCUGUACGAACUCAUAAAGAAAAACAAAUUUCAGGGGUUUAGUCUACAACUGGUGCGGAAGUUCGCACACUCGAUUCUACAAUGUAGCGACGCAUUACACAGAAAUCGUAUAAUUCAUUGUGAUUUGAAACCGGAGAACAUUCUUCUCAAGCAGCAAGGAAGGAGUGGGAUUAAAGUGAUUGAUUUUGGCUCUAGUUGCUACGAACAUCAACGUAUUUACACGUACAUUCAAAGCCGAUUUUACCGUGCGCCUGAAGUGAUUCUUGGCGCCAAAUACGGCAUGCCCAUAGACAUGUGGAGCUUUGGAUGUAUUUUAGCUGAACUUUUGACUGGAUAUCCUUUGUUUCCCGGUGAAGAUGAAGGAGACCAGCUCGCUUGCAUUAUUGAACUACUUGGCAUGCCUCCUCAGAAACUAUUAGAUAGCUCUAAGCGGGACAAGACGUUCAUUAAUUCCAAAGGAUAUCCGAGGUAUUGUACAGCAACAACCUUGCCAGAUGGAAGCACAGUUUUGACUGGUGGUCGUUCUCGACACGGUAAGACGCGAGGCCCUCCUAGCUCGAAAAAGUGGCAAACGGCUUUGAAAGGCUGUGAAGAUUCACAGUUCAUCGAUUUUCUAAGGCGAUGUUUAGAAUGGGACCCUUCUCAGCGUAUGACUCCAUCACAAGCCCUUCGUCACCCAUGGCUUCGAAGGCGCUUGCCUCGAGCACCCGAAUCGAAUGCGACCGUGGAGAAAUCAUACCAACAGCGUAAUUCAGGCUCGGGAGUCGCCAAGCUUCCGCCAGCUGCCCCAACAUCAGGGAAAACCAAGCCACGAAGACAAAUCGAAGAGAUUUUGGACGAUGGUCGUGGGGUAACAGACUCCGCUAAACUUAACACCAGAACUGUGUUGCCAAAAAUAGUGGGAAGAUAAUUUUACCCAACUUGCAAGAAGUACACGAUUUUCUAAUCCGUUGAUACAAAACGAACAAUUUAAGCGCCUUGCUUUUAUUAUCAAGGUGACAAAUGAGUUAAUUUUGAAAGAAAUAUUUAUUUUUUGCUCCUCUUUGUUCUAUUUUUUUAGGAAUUUUUUAGUUUUAGGUUAAUUACACCUAGAGAGGUAAUUGAACGAUCAACUUGUACCUUUCAAUUGUAAAUCUUUUUCCUCAUACAUGUACGCAUAGUAGUACGGUUGCGUAACAUAGCUUAUGAUGAUUUUAGCUUUAAGCGAAUUUUAUUCACUGCUUUUGUCAUGGAAAUAAUUCUAUAACCUAACAAGUUAUAACUUAUAAAGAACUGCAUGGCAAAACACCCUGUGUAUACGAGUGAAGUUAGGUGUUAUUGUUAUUAUUGGACUUGUAUAUAAAAGUUUAGCCAAUUCUUAUUCAUCUUCACGAAAUUAACAAGAAUGUUGUUUAUCUGUGACAUAGACAUUAGUCAUAGGGAGGAAAAGAAUAAAUAUUUUCACUUUUCC
Stylophora pistillata is the source of this 2453-nucleotide messenger RNA. Its product is annotated as dual specificity tyrosine-phosphorylation-regulated kinase 2. Gene Ontology annotation, molecular function: protein serine/threonine kinase activity; protein serine/threonine/tyrosine kinase activity; ATP binding. Gene Ontology annotation, biological process: peptidyl-serine phosphorylation; peptidyl-threonine phosphorylation. The record is from RefSeq and is a predicted model, not a curated record. Gene Ontology annotation, cellular component: nucleus; cytoskeleton; cytoplasm. NCBI's taxonomy places the organism in Eukaryota, Metazoa, Cnidaria, Anthozoa, Scleractinia, Pocilloporidae.